Molecule: messenger RNA, 1560 nt
Organism: Grosmannia clavigera kw1407
Lineage: Eukaryota; Fungi; Ascomycota; Sordariomycetes; Ophiostomatales; Ophiostomataceae
Exons: 4
Coding region: 1-1560 (519 amino acids)
Source: RefSeq, a predicted model, not a curated record
AUGCUCAUCCGCGAUUUAUGCCUCCCUGAGUCUGCUGACUCGCCGACAUCUUCAGAGAGCACUUGUGAAAGCAUUGCUACUACCCCCGUGGAGGAGAUAGCUACAUCAGAGCAGCGCACGAGCAAAAAUGGGUUUAUUGCCCCGUUCCCCGCCGGCCAAUACUUCCGUCCACCAGAGAUGGCUUAUAGUUUUGGAUACGGCGGCGAUGGUCGCUUCCUUCCUGCGAUUUCAGACUUGCCGCGCCGUCUUGGCCCGGCCGAUAAUAACUUCAACAUAAGGACGUCCCAAGUCUCCCAGAUGCAUGGCAUUCAAAGUACGCCUGUAUUUGGAUACACAGCUUUCGGUGCCCUGCCUGAUUAUGAGCGCAAAUGGCCGCCGGGGGGACCACCUCAUAGGAUGCCAGAGCAAGAGAGACAGCAAUAUCCUAAAGACCCUUUUGACAUUGCACUGCAAAUGGCUUCCCAGCGCUGUAUCAUGGGAAGACAGAAUCCGUUUGGCUGGCCGCCAACUGAUUCCCAGCAGCAUGUUUUCCAGCAACUGCUUCCCAAGAACCCCGGUACACCGAAGCCAGCAGAAAGAAAACAGGCACCGCCUCGGAAACAACCUUCCAAACAGAAGGCUCCCCGGAAGACCACCCCCAAGAAGGCACCCUCCGAAAAAUCGAAACCUCCUAAGAAACAGGUACAGAAGGGAAAAGCCAAAGAGCAGUCGUCCGAAGUUUCACCUCGCCUUGAAAAACGUCCCCAGGAGAUAUUGCAGGAGGGAAGCCCCCAUGAGCUUUCUGAAACUGAAGAUGCGCCCAGUGGGCAGCGUAUGAGCGACGAGGAGUUAGUGGAACGUUACCGGCAAGAGGCAUCCAAGAAGAGGCCAGCAGAUGACGACAGCGAGGACGAUGAAGAGGAAGACGACGAGUCUAGACGCCUUCCAGCCAAUUGCGGGAUCGGGGAGCAUCUGUAUCGUCACCACAUACAUAUCGCCUGUGACCGAUGUGCGUCGACGUUUCCGAACCGAGACGAGCUGCGGGACCAUCUUCGACAGCAGACUCCAUGCAAGGUUUCCGUCCGCAAAGUGGCAGAGGAUGCAGGGUUUGGCAUUGAAACCGAGAAGAGGCUUCGCUCGCGGAAAAAGUUGGAGGGCGACAGCGAGAGCGACAAAUGGGCGCAUAUGUUUCGCAUACUCUUCCCAAGCUACGAAGGCAAGCCAACGCCAUCGCCAAUUGUCGUCGAUGUAGAAGCAGCGAUGUUUGCCCGUGAUCUUGUUGCUGCGAAGCUGCAGGAAGCGGGGGAUUCUUGUACCUCACUCUUUGCGACGGUCCACGAGAGCAUUAUCAAUGCCUUGAACAUGGUGACGGCGGUCGCCGAACAGCAACUGCGACUAAGUGAAGGGUCAGCGGAUGUAGAUUCGGGCGAGGCGCUGGUUUCUGAUGAAACGCAGGCUUUGUACGAGUCAUCCAUGACGAAGCUGGCGGCGUUGGCAGAGGAGUUCGAGGCCGCCAUGGUCUCUCUUCCGUCUUCUGCUGGCGAAGGCCGCUCAAAGAAGCGUCUCAGGAAGGAAGAGUAA